GUCUUGUUUGUCUCCAGCAAGGCAGGUUUCACCAUCGAAUACCUCAAGUACCACGAAGAGCUCCUUUUCCGAGGACAAGUCGCAACGCGUGCCACGGCAUACGCAUACAAUGCAGUGUUCUCUGAACACUUUGGCCAUGUGGAGCACUGGUUCCGCCAGUUGCACGAAACAGCCCUGUUCUACUAUUUGGCCUUGAAGGAGCUUGAACAGAUCGGCUUGCACAUGGAAAUCGAAAUUGACAAUGAAUUGUCAGAUA
Durusdinium trenchii is the source of this 256-nucleotide messenger RNA. NCBI's taxonomy places the organism in Eukaryota, Dinophyceae, Suessiales, Symbiodiniaceae. The record is from the annotation of a GenBank genome assembly.